AGGGGAGCAUGAGGCGGCUGAAGAGAGCAAGUGAGUGAGAAGCGUGUGGAAAACAACGAAUUAUUCUCCUUUUAGUUUAGGAUCAAGUACUUGACAGAUUCAUUGUUUGGAGACUUUCAGCACCUUAAAAAGAUGGACAGACGACAACCGUUUGGCAAUCAACUGACUGGUUUGAACCUUUUGCAAUUGCCUGUGGCUGGAAAUGACUUGGGGAAUCCCCGACAGUUCCUGGAGAAUCUGGGGCGAUUACGAAUGCCACAAGUGCAAGGAACACAAAACAUGAAUCGGGAGCUGUAUCGCCAAGACAGCCGAGGAGAGAGAAAUAGGCAAUUCCCUGAUAACUAUUAUGAUAGAGAGCAAAAGUUAAUGUUAUCUAGUGAUUGUGGACAGAGGUCAUUGAGGGAAGCUGCUGAAAGUCGUAACUUCGAUAGGGGAGAUUAUCAUCAUGAGGAUCGAGGCAGCAUUCAUGGACUUAUGGAUAAAGAAAUUUCUCUACGCUCUUUAUUUCCUGAGAUGGAGUCUUCAAGGCACAGUGAAAGGCGUGGAAGAGAGGAGUUUGACAGAGGAAAUUAUCUUGCUUCAAAAAAUAUCUCACAAUCAUUUGAAAAAAACAAAGGUCUGAAACUUAGUGUAAUUGAGAGCAAGUAUGGCAGGAGAGACAACACAGCUAUACCUUGGUAUGCACAGCUACGUCCAAACUGCUACCUGUUGCCUCCAUCAGAUGAUACAGAUGUACUGCCAUUGGGCGUCAGGCAACCUGGAUGCCGCUCAAUUUCCAUAGGUGGCCUACCCAUGCUGGCUGAUGAAUUCAUUGUUAGGGAGGUAUUCAAUGUUUGUGGACCCAUAGAGAAAAUCACGUUCAAAAGUGCUCGAAACAAUAUCAAAGCUAGGACUUGGCAAGUAAGAUUUUCCAAACACGAUUCUGUCGAGAAAGCAGUUAAAUUUAAUGGGCACAUCUUGGUCAUUGGGGAUGGAAGCGACAGAAAAAACAAAAUCAGUCGCUUCUAUGUUAAUUAUGACCAAGAAACAAAUGAUGACAACAAUUUGAAAAAUAACACAACAAUGAACACACAAAAGCCAGGCCAGAAGGAGGAAGACAGGAAUUUGAAUUUGAUGUAUUAUAAUCGUCAGAAUGCAUUCCAAAUUCUGGAUCUCCUUCGUCAUGACACCUCUAUAGUUCAGUCAUUGGAGACGAUGGCUCAUUGGUUUGAAAGGGGUGAAUGUAAUCGUUCUACAGUGAAUGUUUUCCACUCAAUGCUCAACACCACCCACAGUUUUGUCAAGCGGUUGAUCAUCAAACGGAAGGAACACGAGGAACAAGUAGAGAAACAAAAGAAACAGGCCAUGGAACAAGCAAAUGAAAUCAAACAGCAAUGUGAUGCUGUAUGGAAAGUAUUUGAGGCAGCAACUAAGAAGAAGGCUUGGGACAUUUUUACUAAGGCACAAAGAAAAACCAUUUCCCAGUGGCACACUGUAAUCAAAAAUGAAAUCAGAUCAGCCCAAGAGGCUGAGAUCCAGAAUCGUGAGGAGGUAGGUAUGGACUUGGAUGAUGAGGUGCCAAACCUCGGCGGGCUGAUUGAGCAGCCAGCACUGCAAAUGGCAGAAGAAAAACCACCUGAACAAGAGGAAAGUUUGCAACCUUCGAAGGCCAAGAAACCACGUUGUGAUGCUCAGGCUCCAGAAUCUGAUGCAGACCCCACUGAUGCUCUCAGGUUAGAGAAUGAGAAGUUGCGUACUCAAGUUGAAAGCUUCAAGGGAAUUGCUGAGCAAAACACCAACCUAAUGUGGUCCAUGCAAAGCUACCAGUACCAAGCUGAUGUGGCUAGACAACAGUAUGGUGAAAGGUUGAAAGAGAAAGAUCAAGAGAUCAUUCGCCUGCAGCAAGCUGUACAGUACAUAAAGCAGAACAUAAAAGAUACAAAGCUACUCUCUGAUCUAGAGACUUUAACAUCCGACCAACCGUCGGAACUACAAAUUGUGGUCGAGUUAAGCAAUGAUCAUCAAACGGCAACAGAUGAAGUAGCAAUAAAACAUGAAAAUGUUACGAAAAAUGAUGCAGAAGAGAUAAAGGAGGAAAUUAUGGAAGAUGAUGAUAGCAGGAAAGUUGAGCAAAAUGCAGAAAACCAUAAUGAAGUUGGUAAAGAAGAGAGUGGCGAGCAACUUGGUGAAAAAGAAGCAGACAGCGGAGACGUAAGCUGCAAAAGACAUAGUUCUCUACUGAGUCAAACUGAGCAUCAGGUGAAGGUUGAAGAUGGUGAUUUCCAGAGUGAAGGUGUUCCUAUUCAGAAUGAAAACUUUGAAUUAACAGAAAAGGCCGCUGAAGAGAGCAACGCACUUGGAACUGCAGUGAAAGAAGAUGAGAAGCCAACCGAAGUAAAAGGGGCACCUGAUGAAGAAGACGAGCCACCAGAAGACGGAGUGAGGUCAGAGGGCGGAGGAGACAAGCCCGUGGAAGGAGAGAAACUAGAAGAAGAGGAUGCAAUGGAAGAAGAGAACCAAGCAGAGGAGGACGAUGAAGAGGAAGGAUGUGGGAGAUUUGUACAAAUAGACGACGAACAGUUUGAAGUUAUUGACGACAUGGAUGAGGACAGCGAAGAUGAUUAUAAAGAAGUAGUCACUCACAGUCCUGCCAAUGAAAGUGUUGAGCAAAUGCACGAGCAGCUUGCAGGCAGAGAUGAUUAUAAAGAAGUGGCUGAUUACAAACCUUUGAAUGAAAAUGAUGAACAAGCGAGCGAGCAGUUUUCAGGCAGAGAUGAUUAUAAAGAAGUGGCUGAUCACAAACCUUUGAAUGAAAAUGAUGAACAAGCGAACGAACAACUUCCAGGCAAAGAUGAUUAUAAAGAAGUGGCUGAUCACAAACCUUUGAUAGAACAUGACAUGCAAGUGACCGAGCAGCUCCCUGCUGAUUGGUCAGUUUAUCAACAAGAUUACAAUGCUCAGUAUCAAAAUUGGCUGUCAGCUGGAAUGGCCAGUUAUGGGCCCGUGGAGCUUGGACCCACUCUGGUCCGCCUCUCUGGCGAGGAGCUUGUGCUGGUUGGCAUAAUUUGUUCCUACCUGCAGCUGUGCCCUUCUGGUGCCACAAGUGGAGAGAUACGAGACCAUUUGUCCCGGCAGUUCAAGGAACGCCGGAAAGACGUAGUGGAGAGACUGCUGUCCAGUUUGCCUGUUGUGUUCAGGACAGGCGAAUCAAGUGGCAACACCAAGUGGAAGUUUUGUGGAUUUGACAUGUUUCAGUCAAAGAGUGAGCGCUAAAUGUUUUUAUUACUACUGUGUUGUUGAUGAAAUUGUUGCUCCUAGUCGGUGGUGAAACUUAAGUCACUAUGCUAUCGCGUGUAAAAUGUUGUGUCAGCGUAUCAAGACACAUUUUCAGUAUUAGUUUAGACAUCGGUGCACAUUUUGUUUCACUCGUAAGGUUUACUGGUAAACGAAACAUUGUAUGUAAGGAAAUAUGCUGCAAUUUUUAACGCAUAUAUCGUAAACAAACUGUUUAGCAAGUUGCCAGUGUAAAAUUCCUUAUAAAUUCGUCCGCAUAUUUUAAACGAACUUUGACAUUUAGAACAGAAACGCACGCACUUCUCAGUGUCCCAAAAGGCUCUAGGGAUCCAGAGCCCAAGUUCAGCCUAGACUGAAAAAGUCGGGUUCCAGGGUUUUUUCAAAGAGAGAAAUAGCUUGCGAAGCGGGCGAUUUAUGUGGGAUUUUUCAGUAGGCUUUUGUGGCGCGAAAAGAGCGGCGAAGGGGAAGACGCGAGAAGAAUGUUGUCGAAACCGCCAGUUCCGCAGGCUAAAAGACAAACGCCUGGAGUUUGUUUUCCGAAGUAAGACAGUCAGUGCUUUAGACUGAUAGGCCUGGGACCCUGGCUUAUUACACGGGGCAAAAGAACGUACUAACUUUUGGAAAUGUGUGAUAUUUUCCUCCGAUGCAUACAUCAUAUUCAUCUUCCUCUUAAGAAAAAGAUCUUCAAGAUCGUAGCGAUUGGAACACUGUCCUCUUACUGUUUCGUAAGAGGAAAACUAAAUGUCGUAUUACGAAAGUUUCACUGAGUUCUUUACGUGUGAGUUAGCUUUGUAACGAACGUUGGAUGUCACGCCAAAAUUCAUUAGGUUAGCGCUGUUGAAAUAUGAGUAGAUUGUAUUAAACUGUACACUAUACCAUGAUAAACUUGCCGUCAAUAAACUUUAGAAAGGCUCUUUGCUGUCUUGUUUUCGAUGUCACUUGCACCUACGCAUGUUAGAAAGUCAAAAGGUCUAAAAGUGUGGUUAAUUUACUUUUGGAGAAUCUGUAGUACUUAGUAGUUCAAUUAUUUCAGCAUGUCGCCAGGAGCAUGCUGUUGACGUCUUGCAGUGAUUUGGUGUGAUGUUGGCUGAAUUUACCACGUUUAUUGAAAUGUCGCGAUACCACAACAGGGAUUUAAGUACCGUCGGUUAUUCUUAUUAAAGUGAAAAUAUAUGUGUUAUUUACCGGUAGGGAGGUCCGUAUGGUGAAAAACUGUGACCGAGGGCGUUUUCAAGCCCUCGGUCACAGUUUUUCACUACACGGACCAACCAUAGCCGGGAAAUAACUUAUUUAUUUUUCCUCUCUCUCAAAUCACUUUUAUAACUGUUGACCUUUUCCACAGAUACAUCGCGCGCGGGUUACCGCGACCAAGCGCAGAGAUGGGAAAAUCCGGACCGCGCUCAGAACAAUUAGAAUGCAGGAUUCGUUACUGUGCCCUCUAGGAAAAAUAAAUUGUAUAGAUUUACGAGAGAGAGCGAUGGAUUGUUCAAAUAUAAAGUGGAAUAAUUCUAUUGCUCAAAACAUGUCUGUUGGACUAGAGACUUGUUGGUAAAUUGCAAAAUGGCAGCCGUCGCACUGAAGUAAAAGGAAACCAAAUUCAUGUAUGAAUGGUGCAACAUCAAGCGCAAUCCACUAAAGCAUACAAACCCUCGGGUAACUCGAAGUUGACAUUCAACAGAGCCUGCAGGACCGAAAACCAGCUGCAAUAAGAAAGAAAACAUUUCUACCAGGUAUGGUAGAACAGAUGAACACAAAUCACGGAAGAAAACAAAUCACGAUAUUGUGACUACGCUCUUUAGGUUCAAACUUCAAGCUAGGGUAAUUGGCACGAAUUAAGAUCUUCCUUUAUCACAGUUAAAAUUUAUCCUUGUACUUGUUCGUGGUCAACCGCCAUAUCACCGAAAAAUGAUGAUAGAUGUGUUUCAAUCUGACGCUAGGGAGAAGCAAUAUUCUCAUGAUGGUUGGACUCACAUAGUCCACCCAAAGCUUAUCCGUUGAGAGGGGGAUUGAAAAAGGGGCACUUUUUAUUAUCCGGGGGGAGGGUGUACAAGCUUGUUACCGGAAAUAAAUUUUGUGUUUAAAAAUGUUCGAGUUCAUAUUUGGAAGAGAUUGUGCGUAUCAAAGCUUAGGAGCGGACAGAAGUUUGAAAGUUUCAUAAACUUCUUGUGCUCUCUAAACAUAUAUGCAUGUGAGGCAUAGUUCCAGGUGUGUGGAUUGUCAUCGGAAGGCUUUGGGGGCCUUAUUUUCUGGAAGGGUUAUCAUGUAUAGUGCAAGAUUGUACGAAUUUCUUUGUGCUUUUGCAUCGAUUUAUCCUCCAACUGAUCCGGCAUGAGUAGAUCUUGCCUCUACUAGUUCCUUAACAAGGUAAAAAGCCCAGCCAUGCAGGCUAUUAUUGCUCUCAGGGUGUACAAGACACCUGUUGAUGUAAAAUGAAUACGAUUUUCAGUGUAGAAAAGUAGGCGUCGAUUUUAUUAUUUAGUAAUCUAUAAGCGAGUUAUAAAAGCAAAUGUAAGGCACAUUUAGCGAAUACUAAAUUAAAGUGUUUUUUUUAAUAGUGCACGAACUCUGCUCGAUGAACGUGUUUCGCUGUACGGUGUUAAUCAUCUUAGUUGACGUCUCAGGAAACAGCAGUUGACUGGUUCAAAUGGACACGUCUGCAUGAGUUGUGAUUUGGUAAAUUUCGAGUCAUUUUGUUUAUUGUUUUUUUCCAGGUUCAUUGGUUUUCGUGUGUGAUUGACGGCAGCCAAAACGCAAUCGUUAGCUAAGUUUGGCAUGUGAUUAAAAGCGCAGCAAAUUUGGCUCCAGGCAAGAUGUAUCAAACAUAUUUGAGAUGUUGGUGACGUUAUGUGUGUAAGAAAUCCAGGAUACUACAAAUCCGUCUUGUAUUACCACGCAACUAGCUUAGUCCAGGUGCGCAUUCCGUUGGUUGGCGAGUGGCGCGAAAAACGGCCAGGGAAAAAUAGGGGAGGAGCUCAGUGAGGUGAAAAAGCGACAAAUGAAUCUUGUAAGCCGUUGAAGUCGUCUAGACCUAGCAUCCCCAUUUUGCUCUUCUGAGACAAUCGACGGUUAUGUUACGAGGCCUCUGCAGGUUGUCUAUCGGUGGAAAAUGUAAAAAAUGAUCACGGUUUUCUCUCUGUCGAUCUCGCCUCCCGUAUUUUCCCUCUCGCCGUUUUUCGGAGUGCUCCCUAUUUAACGAACUCCUUGACCAGGUUACAACCCAGCAGAAGCAGCAAUGUUAAUUGAAACUAUAUAUAUUACAAAUAAACUUACUCUGAAUUUAAGCAUUAUAUACAAACAUAGAUAUAUCAUUUAUGUGUUGAUCAAACCGAAACUUAAAGUUCACGAAGUAUUGGAAUUGAUGGUGCAUUAGACCAUUGGGCACUUUUCUCACACAAAUUCUUAUAAUAAAAAUUUCACAACUGGAGAAAUUCGGCAAUGAACGAUGUUUAACGAUUGAUUAUAAUAUAUACAAAGUAACUGGAAGUUAAAGUUUCGAAUUGACAAGUUUCUUACGUCUGUAUAAAUUAUAAAUCACUGAAAACUGCUAAUUUAAUAUUGAAGUCUUCCUUCAUUAAACGUACUACGUACAUAGAGGAGCAGGUCAUUCAGUAACUCUACAUCUAAUUUUUUUUCUAGAAAAAUCCUCUCUUUAUAGAUUUAUACAACUCUUGCGGUGUUUACGUUUGUAUUUUUUGCCAUCAGCUGUUUGUCAUACACAUACACAUCAUCCGAGCCUACUGACAAUCGAAUGCGGACUAUCCGAUUAGAGCCAUGUAGCCUGGCCUGCCAUAUUUCACCAAACGUGCUUCGUACAAGACACGUGAUAAGUUGGAAGUCUUGCUUCUUCCAGCGAGAGGUGUUCUGAUAUUGAUGAGUACCUAGAAAAAAAAUGAUUCC
Molecule: messenger RNA, 7170 nt
Organism: Orbicella faveolata
Lineage: Eukaryota; Metazoa; Cnidaria; Anthozoa; Scleractinia; Merulinidae
Biological process (GO): ultradian rhythm
Cellular component (GO): external side of plasma membrane; plasma membrane
Molecular function (GO): oxidoreductase activity; nucleic acid binding
Source: RefSeq, a predicted model, not a curated record